Molecule: messenger RNA, 5463 nt
Organism: Sorex fumeus (smoky shrew)
Lineage: Eukaryota; Metazoa; Chordata; Mammalia; Eulipotyphla; Soricidae
Gene: TICRR
Product: TOPBP1 interacting checkpoint and replication regulator
Exons: 23
Coding region: 1-5196 (1731 amino acids)
Biological process (GO): mitotic DNA replication checkpoint signaling; regulation of DNA-templated DNA replication initiation; DNA replication
Cellular component (GO): nucleus
Molecular function (GO): chromatin binding
Source: RefSeq, a predicted model, not a curated record
AUGGCCGGCUGCCACAACGUCAUGCUGCUGCUGGACGCGGCGGGCGGCGCGGCGGACGCGGGCCGGCUGCGGCGCACCGCGCUGCGCCUCCUGGCCUACCUCGGCGGCCGCUCGGGGCUGGCGCGGCUGCGCUGGGCCUUCCGGCUCUUCGACUCGCGGGGCGCGCGCGGCCGGCCGACGCGCGGGGCCGACUUCCGCGAGCUGCGGGCCGGCGCCUGGCAGGCCCUGGAGGCCGAGCUGGAGGCGCGCGCCGCGGCCGCCCCGCCGCCGGGCCCCGCGCCGCGGGCGGCGCUCACGCAGCGCGCGCUGCUCGAGGCGCUGCUCGACUACCAGUGGGACCGGCCCGAGAUCGCGUCCCCCGCCAAGACGCCGCGGCGGCGGCGCGGCCGGCGGCUGCUGGACGCCGAGGCCGAGGAGGCGGCGCGCGCGGGCCCCGGCCACGCCGUGUUCCUGCUGGCGCCGUGCCCGCGCUCGCGCCGCGACCUGCUGCGCUUCGCCGGCGAGGCGCCCGGCGCGGACCAGCUGCUGCCCAAGCGGCUGCAGGACGGGCUGCUCGCGCGCGGCAUCGCCCUGUGCUGGGUGGACGUCGGCGAGCCCGCGCCGCCGUGGGACUCCCCGGACCACGUCGGAUACCGGACGGUGUGUGAACUGCUGCAGCACGUCGGAGGCACUGUGAUUCCCUCCGAAGCGUUCAGCCAGGACUUUGCUAGAACCCAGCAGGUGCUGCUCCGGACUGGGAGCAAGCCCCUGAGAGAGCACUGUCACCCUUGCUGGAUUUCCGCUCUGCCGACUGACUCCACUCUGAACCGUUUGCUCUGCCCUUCUGAGUGCGAGGCCUCCUUCCCUGGCACGGAAGGAACAUUAUUUCUCCCGGUUGAAGGCAAAGGGAGCUACAAAACCUGGACAGUCACCCUGGAACCCUUGACCAUGCAUCAGAGACAUUUCCCAAAGCCAGUUCGGAUUUUCCUUCAAGGCCCAGUGGUCCAGUGGUCCCCUCCGAUGAGCGACACUGUGGCCACUGAGAACUGGAUGCUCCACGGUCCUGAGGAGGAUUUGCUGGCCUCAGGGGUGUCAUUUCAGCAUCUGGUGAGCAGAUUGACUGCAGAAGAGUUACACCUGGUUGCCAGUGUGGACCUUGAGGAAGGCUGGCCCCCCGUCACUGGAGUUCUUUCUCCUCUCUCCGCCAAUGCUGCAGUUUUAACUGUGUUCCGCAUGGCAGGGGCUGAAGUUCAGAGACAUUUCCUCCAUGCGGCCGAAACAGAGAGCCCCCGGGAUGCAGAUCCUCUUCUCACUAGUGUUCUGAAUGCUGUGCUGACUCAGAUGGACAACUCCCCUGAGGACCCUGCUGAUCCAGCCCCCGUGCCACAGUGGGUGCAGCAGGAACUUGGCCGCACCGCUCCCUGGAGUGCGGCCGUGGUGGAGAAGUGGUUUCCUCGUUCUAACUUCAGUGGCGCCAGUGCAAAUUUAAUGGAGUCGUUUUGGUUACUGCAUGCUGCCUCAUCUAAUAAAGAAGAGUCUUCCAGAACUGAAAGUGAAUUGACACAAAGUCUCUCGGAGCUCUACCAGAGGAAGGCUCGUGAGGAAUCCGCCGUGUCCAACCAAGAAGAGAGCAGAAAGAAACGCGGCGUGCCUCGCACCCCUGUGAGGCAGAAGAUGAAUACCAUGUGCCGUUCCCUGAAGAUGCUGAAUGUGGCCAGGCUUAACGUGAAGGCUCAGAAGUUGAACCCAGACAGCAGUCCAGAUGCAGCGGGGGAGAAGGGCCUCCAGAGAGCAGCAGGAGGCAGAGCAGAGCGACCAGAAAACCGAGGAAGGACGCUCAGGAGUUCUAAACCAAAAGAUAUAAAAACUGAAGAGGCCCUGCUCUCUUACAUACAUGAAAGCUACCGAAAGACCGUGGCUGCAGGGGAAGCUGGGCUGUACUCGUGUGCUCAGAACAUUGUCUCCACCGUUCAAGCGUUCCUAAAGUCCAAAGGCACCAAGGACUUUGAAAUUAGCUGCCUGAAUCAGAUAAGAAAUAACCUCUUUAAAACAAGCAAAAGUCUCCGAGAUAAUCUGGGGAAAGAACUGGAUAAGGAAGACAAAGUCAGAGAGUGCCAGCUGCAGGUGUUCCUUCGCUUGGAGCUGUGUCAGCAAUGCCCGUCACUGCGUGAAAGUGUGGGCGACCUGGAGCAGGUGGUGGAGGAGGCAACCGACUUGCUUCGUGCCGUGUGCCUCACUGAGGACUCUGCCUACCUAGCCAUGUUUCUGGAGGAAAUCUUGGGAUUGUAUAUCGGCUCCAUCCCAAAGAUGCUGGGAGACCUGUACAACAGCCUGGGCUUUGUGAUCCCUCCAAAGCUGGCCAGUGUCCUGCCUGCGGACUUUUUCAGUGAUGACUCCCUGUCUCAGGAGAGCAAGUCGCCUCUGCUCUCUGUGCCCCACCUGUCCAGUGCACCUCAGGUCACAGACUCUGACCAGCUCGAAGAACUUCGCACUAGAUCGGCUAAGAAGAGAAGGAAAAAUGCAUUAACAAGACAUAAAAGCAUUGCAGAAGUUUCACAAAAUCUUCGACAAAUUGAAAUUCCCAGAGUGUCUAAAAGGGCUGCCAAAAAUGAAAACUUUCUCCCCACGGUUCAGCAGCCAUCGCUCCUGGUGAAGGAGACUGUGCAAGAAGUGACCAAAGUGCGGAGAAACCUCUUUAACCAGCAAAUGACCUCGCCCUCAAAGAAAUCACUAAAGCGAGGGCUGCCGAGGAGCCAUUCUGUGUCUGCCGUGGAGGGAUUGGAGUACACUCAGGACAGCUCCAAGAGGUCCAGAGGGGUUCACCGGCUGCUGACCAAGAGUGUGGCGGAGACACCAGUGCACAAGCAGAUAUCCAGAAGGCUGCUCCACAGACAGAUCCAGGGCAGAUCCUCUGACCCGGGGCCUGAGAUCGACGUCGUUGAAGAAUCCCCAGUGAAGGGAGAUGACGAAGCAGGUCUGAGACGAAGUCCUCGAAUCAAGCAGCUGUCAUUAACCAGGACGCAUUCUGGCUCUUUCUACUCCCUGUCUCAGCCGAAGUCUCGAAGUGUGCAGAGAGUUCACUCGCUCCAGCAAGCCAAGUCAGACCAAAGAGAAGACUCCCCCGUCCAGCGUAUCCAGACUCCCAAAAGGCUCCUUUUUGGCGCGGUGAUGGAGAUGACCUAUCCCUCCGAGACGACGUCGGCCAGGAAAAAAAGGCCUUCCGGAGCCACGCCAGGAACCGAGAGUGCGUCCACUUACCAGACACCAAAGAAGAAUGCUCAGACUGCUUGCAGCUCUUCUAAAGCAACGCCUGGGAAGAUCCCUCGGACCCCACAGGCUCCCUUCUGCACCCCUGAGAGGCUGCAGGGACCCCCCUUAGAAACGACACCUGCCCGACGGGCGCAUUGUCGGGGGCGCUUAGCAGCCACCUCCCCCUGUGACUGGGACUCACCCUGUCCACAAGGCACUUUGCUUCGAGGGGGCUCCCUGGCAGGUGGGGCAUCCCCGAGAGAGGAGAGCCCGAGGAUAUGCUGCAGGCCAGCCAGCCGGACCCUUGAAUUCCUGGUGGAUUCUCCUCAGCACCCCCCAGUGGUUCCCGAGAGCCCCGUUCAGCUGCUAGGCGGGGUUCCGGGCUCUGUGGGGGUGCAGUCUCUGAGAGUCCCCCAUGGACAUCCCUGCCCCGACCUCUCACCGGAGAAGCCAGCGGGUCCCCCUCCACUCCACACAGAGACUCACAGCGAGCUCAUCCUGGGCUCAGCCCCCACACCCCCCCCCUCCAAACUUGGACAGAAACCCGGGAUGAUCGCCCUGGGGUGCACGCCCAGCCCUGCCGCCAGCCCGCCUGACCGCCGAGCACUGCCCCCUCCGGACAACUCUCCUGAAAGAUGGGGUUCCUCUGCGACCAGCCUCGGCAGGGACGUCUGCUCUCCUCUGCUCAGACCUGGUGACAUGCGAACUGUCCCUGUCCCAGAGCAGGCUAGUGGCCCCAUCCAUGGCAGCUCCGUCACAGACAUUCAGCCCAUGAGGGAAGGCAAGGGGUCCCGACGACCCGGUGUCUCCGAAGAACCUCUGCCUGACUCCGGGGUUCCUGUGUCCCCGCUGUCCUCGAGGCCCAGCUCUCCCUGGAUGCCGUCUUCCCUCAGCCUACCCUCGGCUGCCCCUCAGUUGGAGGGCCUGCCAGCUUGUACCCCACCCAUGCAGGCCCCUGCCAGCCCCCAGCCCUACAAGCUGGAGCUGGGCACGUCCACCAUGGAUCUUCCAAGACUGCGGAUCCAAAACAGAGACCCAAGCUCAGAGGCUGAGCCCCUGGACGGGAAGGGUCCCCUGCCUGGUGGGGGUGCACCCAGCACCAGGAAGUCUGCCAAUAAGCCUGAGACUGUGCACCCACCGGCACCCUGCCUCCGGCCCUCACACAGCACGCCCGGCAAGGGUGGCGGCCAGAUCUACAUCUGCCAGUCCUGUACCCCGACCCGCUGCCAUGCUGACCCCUCUCCGUUGCAGGCAGGCACAGGGGCUCCCUGGACCCCGUCACCAAAGCCCAGUGGGAAGGGCACGCCUGAGACCAUCCAGGACUGGCCCCGGAAGAAAAGAGCUGUGGACUGUGGGGUGGGCAGGGCCGAGGGUGGCCUGGACCCUGCUGGGGCUCUGCCCGGGCCCGAGUUCCAGGAGCCAGGCGUCGAGCUCCACCCUUGCCACAAGGACCCCCCUCUCUUGGGGGAUUUUGAGCUUGAGGGGGUGUGCCAGCUGCCUGAGCUGUCCCCUCCCUGGACUGACGGGCCUGCCCCUGAGGAUGCCCCCUGGGGACAGCUGGGCACAGGGGCCAGGAAGAGACUCCUCUCCCCGCAGGAGGAAACCAAGUCUCAGGCCAAGAGGGCGUGUGAGCUGCUGCAAGGAGACGGGGUGCCCCAGAGGAAUGAAGAGGGGUCCCCAGGACUCCGGCAGCCGCUGCCCUCCCCUGAUGAUGACAGUGUAUUUGUCUCAGGGCCCGCCCUGUCCCCCGUCUCUGCCAGGCGGAGCUGCCUCUCUGCCAGCAGCCUCCAGGCCCUGACGCAGUCCCCGCUGCUGUUCCAGGGCAGAAUGCCCUCCACACCAGCUGCCAACACCAGAGGGGAUGACGGGGAUGCCAUUCUCCCCAUGGCUGAGGAAUCCCCCUUCAGCCGAGCACUGACCAGGAGGUGCCCUGUCAGGACAUACACGCGGAAGAAGCUGCUGAGCUAGGAAGAACCCCAGGACUCGACUAUCACACCCUUGAACUGCCCAGCCGUGUCCCCAGACACCCUGGAGGGUGCCUGACCAGAGGCCCAAAAACGCACUUCCCCUGGGCAGGGCUGCGCUGGGAGGCCAGACACGGGGACCCAGAGUGCCCAAAGAGGAUGAGGUACCGGGUCCCAAGCCUGUGACCUUUAUAGCUCCCUGGCCAGGGAAGGGGUCGGGCUGGGUAUACCCUGGGCAUCAGGGGCCUGACAGCUGAAGACCAGGAACCCC